This is a messenger RNA of Marmota flaviventris (yellow-bellied marmot), 916 nucleotides long. It is a transcript of the gene Ttpa, whose product is annotated as alpha tocopherol transfer protein. Gene Ontology annotation, cellular component: membrane; late endosome. Gene Ontology annotation, molecular function: phosphatidylinositol bisphosphate binding; vitamin E binding; lipid transfer activity. NCBI's taxonomy places the organism in Eukaryota, Metazoa, Chordata, Mammalia, Rodentia, Sciuridae. Gene Ontology annotation, biological process: vitamin E metabolic process; vitamin transport. The record is from RefSeq and is a predicted model, not a curated record.
GGCAUGGCAGAGAUGCGGUCGGGGCUGCCAACCGGGCUGCAGCUCAGCGCGCUGCCGGACCACUCGUCUCUGCUGCAGCCCAGCCUGGCGGAGCUGCGGCGCCGAGCCCGGGAGGAGGGCACCUGGUUCGCGCCGCUGCCGCUCACCGAUUCCUUUCUACUUCGAUUCCUGCGCGCCCGGGAUUUUGACCUGGACCUGGCCUGGCGGUUACUAAAAAACUAUUAUAAAUGGAGAGCAGAAUGUCCAGAACUAAGCGCAGAUCUUCAUCCUGGAAGUAUCCUUGGACUUUUGAAGGCUGGCUACCAUGGAGUUCUGAGAUCCAGGGAUCCCACUGGCAGCAAAGUUCUUAUUUACAGAAUUGCACAAUGGGACCCAAAAGUUUUUACAGCUUAUGAUGUAUUUCGUGUAAGUCUAAUUACAUCUGAGCUUAUUGUACAGGAAGUAGAAACACAACGGAAUGGAGUCAAGGCUAUAUUUGAUCUGGAAGGUUGGCAAUUUUCUCAUGCGUUUCAAAUUACCCCAUCUGUAGCCAAGAAGAUUGCUGCUGUACUUACUGACUCCUUUCCAUUGAAAGUUCGUGGCAUCCAUUUGAUAAAUGAGCCAGUAAUUUUUCAUGCUGUCUUUUCCAUGAUUAAACCAUUCCUGACUGAAAAGAUUAAGGAGCGAAUUCACAUGCAUGGGAACAAUUACAAACAAAGCCUACUUCAGUAUUUUCCUGACAUUCUUCCUCUGGAAUAUGGUGGUGAAGAACUCUCCAUGGAGGACAUUUGUCAAGAGUGGACAAAUUUUAUAAUGAAGUCUGAAGAUUAUCUCAGCAGCAUUUCUGAGACCAUUCAAUGAGAAGAAGCUAUUUCAUAUGAGUGGCUUCCUCAUAAAAAUAUGUGAGAGAGAUCCUAUCUGAUUACAUAAUGAAAGA